Messenger RNA from Pseudophryne corroboree (corroboree frog), 2343 nucleotides. It is a transcript of the gene TEX30, whose product is annotated as testis expressed 30. The record is from RefSeq and is a predicted model, not a curated record. The transcript has 5 exons. Bases 238 to 912 code for a protein of 224 amino acids. Lineage: Eukaryota; Metazoa; Chordata; Amphibia; Anura; Myobatrachidae.
UACCAUUUCGCUCAAGGAGGACUGCAGCGUCCCGCCCUGCUAUGUGUCCCGGGGCCGGGCUCUGCUGCAGUAGAAGCCUGUGAGAUGGGGUAACGCGCACACCAGGAACACUGACUGCUUCGCUCCUCCCCUCAGCCCGUCAUCCUCCUCCGACCUACAGUGUAUUGUAAUCAUCCGCUCUGUGUGUGACUGUGCUGUGGGCUGCUGCUGGCAACGUGCUGCCUGUGUGUGGGUGACAUGGGGGAUAACACAGAGGAAAAUAUUAAAAUUCCCUUUGGGGUGAAAUACCUGGAUGCUGUGGUUUCUGUCCCCAUCACUUGGACUGGAGUUCUAUAUGGAGUUGUUCUGACGCAUGGCGCUGGGGGUGACAUGAACUUUUCCCACUUAGUGUCUUUGACCAAGUUCUUGGUGCCUCAUGGAUUGCUAUGCCUCAGAUUUACCUGCAAAGGUCUUAAUUUAGUAUACAGGACCAAAGCUUACAAAGCUGUAUUGACCUAUUUGAAGUCUUCUGAAGAAUAUAAACUUGGUGGUGUCUUUGUUGGAGGACGGUCUAUGGGCUCUCGUGCUGCCACUUCAGUAAUGAGAGCAGCUUGUGAAGAAGAGGACGGCUUCAUCCAAGGGCUGAUUUGCCUGUCAUAUCCACUACACCCUCCAAAUGCAAAAGGAAAGCUGCGAGAUGAAGAUCUUGUCCGCGUAACAAGGCCAUCAUUAUUCAUCUCUGGGUCAGCAGAUGAUAUGUGUGACAAGACCUUGAUGAUGAGUACUGUCAGCAAAAUGAAAGCUCCUGCAAAGAUCCAUUGGGUUGAAAAUGCAAAUCAUGGAAUGACAGCCAAAGGGAAAACAAUGUCUGAUGUUUUGACAGAAAUAAAUGAACAGACUUUGUUUUGGAUUCAAGAGAUAUUGAAGCUAUAAGUGAUCUGGGCACUAUUCAUGUUAUAAGAACAAAACACAAAUGGUAAAGUGUCAUGUACAGCCUAUAUUGGCUUUCUGGCGCAGGAAAAAGUAAUAACUGCCAUAGGAUUACAAAAGAUUGUGGCUGCUUUAGUUACUUAUGUUUAUUCUGUCUUCUAGUCAUAAAGUGUUUGUUCCUGGGAACACCGACCACUCCAAAAUUGUAGUAGAUUACAGUUAAAGCCCAUACACACUACAUAAGAAAGUAAAAGAUCUCGCUCAGAGGGGCCAAUCCGAGCGAGAUCUUUUACAAUCUCGUCCAGUGUGUACACUCGAUGUCGUUAACGAUACACGCUCCUGCACAUCGUUAACGACCCCCUCCCUCAUCUGAAAAUGUACAGACGAUGGAGGUCCUCAUUAACGACAGCCAUGUUAACACCCCCCCCCCUUCCCCCCGCCGCUGCUCCCUUCCCCAACGAUAUCGACAAUAGCAGCUUCGGCAGGGACUUGUUAAGUGUGUAUGGGCCUAUAGUAUGACCUACCCAAUCUGCUUGCAAAUAUUAUUUAAUAGAAAAUGAACAAGCUAGAGCAGCUGGCAUCCAAAUGCUCAAUAUUGAAGCACAAAUGCCUUCUGCUCCCAAACUUGCAAAGAAUGCUUCAUAUUAUAGGAAAAAACACAUUCCUUGUUCUGUAUCUUGUCACCUGCCAGUAUACUAGAAAUCACGAAUCCUGAGGUAUGCAUCAUUUAUAUUUAAUGUCUUUAUGAAUAUAUUCUGCAGAUACCAUUUCCUGUGUGCUACCUUAAUAGACAUGUAUUUGCUUUUGAUUGAGGAGCUUUUCUUCAGCUUCUUAAAGGCCAGAGAUCUACAAAAUUGCCUGCACUAAUGUAAAUACAUGUGCAAUAUGCUGCAACCCUAGUGUCAUCUUUUGUUAUUAUUGGAGGCUCCCUGUUGCUCAUCACAUAUCUGCAGAAGUGUUGUGUGUCAUUUCACAAAGCAAAUGACAGUCUUUGCCUUGAAUCUGUUCUUUGGACCCAACCUUACCGGUCUACACCCUGAGUGACUUACCACAGAGUCAUAAAAUUAUAUUGUACAGUUAAUAACUUAGGUGAGUUUGGAAGAACACAAUAAUGUACAGCUCUCUAGCAUUUUGUCUAUAUGUGGAAUUAUUACAAAGUUUCUUAUCUUCUGUUAUCUAAUGUAUGUCUUUGCAAAUUGUUUUAUGUCCACUGCAUUGCUUUUAUUUGUUCUACCAUAUCUAGCUAUUUGUAAAGCACCUGUACGUUCUCAAGUUGUUAUAUCUAAACAGACAUGCAAACGGUAUUCUUUAUAGGUUUAUUAUUUGCUUCAUUUUUUAUGUUUGAAAUAAAAUUAGUACAAUUAUUUGUUUAUAUUGCAAUAGUAUAGAUACAUAUUUUGGUUGGCAAUGACUAUAAAGAUGUUAACCACAAAA